AAGGAUGUAUAAGAGAAUAACAGCAAAUCUACGUAGUAAAGAAGAAGAUGAAGACUUUUUUGAAUGGAAUCAAAUGUAUGUUCAAUAAGAGAUGGAAAGUGAUAUUGAAUGUUAUAGUUGUUCACUCUGUGAUAGACAAUUUGGUAAAAAUGAAUAUGAAUUGAAUGCUCAUUUAAAUUCUCAUGAUCAUAAGAAAUUAGAGAAAGAAUUUAGAAAACGAUACAAUAAUUUGAUUAUUGAAUAUAGAUUAAGCACAUAUUCUUAAAGAAUAGGAAGAAAAUUGAAAAAACUAUAGUACUUUAAGAGCAUUUAUGAAUACAAAUGA
This is a messenger RNA of Paramecium primaurelia, 325 nucleotides long. NCBI's taxonomy places the organism in Eukaryota, Ciliophora, Oligohymenophorea, Peniculida, Parameciidae. The record is from the annotation of a GenBank genome assembly.